This is a messenger RNA of Coffea eugenioides, 2008 nucleotides long. RefSeq names its product beta-amyrin 28-monooxygenase-like. The transcript has 2 exons. NCBI's taxonomy places the organism in Eukaryota, Viridiplantae, Streptophyta, Magnoliopsida, Gentianales, Rubiaceae. Gene Ontology annotation, molecular function: monooxygenase activity; iron ion binding; heme binding. The coding region runs from base 295 to 1797 and encodes 500 amino acids. The record is from RefSeq and is a predicted model, not a curated record. Gene Ontology annotation, biological process: sterol metabolic process.
UCAUCCAAGUCUUACAAAUUCUUGUGAAUUAAGUACGUCCUUGAGACACUUAACAAAUAGCCGCUCUACCUGGACUUUCAGUUCUUGAGACUUCUUCUGUGUUUCUUUAUCAAGUCAAUACUCCAGGUGAACGUCAGCUGAUGGUUGAUUUACUUUGCCGGAUUCCUGAAUCAAGGAAGAUACUAAUCCAAGUCCAGCAGCACUUAUAAAUAGACCACAACAUUCUUGUCCCAUUAAGCUGUAAACCACAAAGCAUUCUACUUCUAUUUGCAUCAGUUACCAGAGGCAUUAACCAUGGAGAUUGUAGCUCUAUCUGUCUCAGUAGUCAUUGCUGUUUUCACUGUUGCUCUUUCUGCAUUUGCCUUUUUCAAGCCUGAGUCAGAAACCGAUAUCAAGCUUCCACCAGGGAGCUUUGGAUGGCCAAUUAUGGGCGAAACGAUGGAAUUCUUGUUCGGGAAGCCUGAAAAGUUUGUUGGAGACAGGAUGAAGAAGUAUUCCCCUGACAUCUUCAAGACUAAAAUUCUCGGAGAAAAAACAGCAGUCAUCUGUGGUCCAAGUGGUCAUAAAUUUCUCUUUUCUAAUGAGCAAAAGCUCUUCACUGCAUUUCGACCACAUCCCACCCAAAGGCUAUUCCGUUCAUACCAGACUAAAGCGGCCGCCAGCGCCACCCUGCCACCGCGUCCUCCUCCUUCUGCUCCUGUUGCUGCUGAUCAAAGAAAGCCACGAAUCGAUGAAGAGACUAAAGUCAUAAGACAGCCUGGUUUUCUGAAACCUGAAGCAUUGGCUCGAUUUUUGGGGAAAAUUGAAUCCAUCACCCAGCAUCUUUUGCAAACUCAUUUGGAAGGAAAAGAUGAAGUGAAGGUCUUCCCCCUGGCCAAGACUAUAACUUUGACAAUUUCUUGCAAAUUUUUCUUAGGCACGGACAAUCCAGAGCGAAUUGCGAGGCUCGUGGAUCAUUUCGAUGAUGUAACAGUAGGGAUGCAUUCGAUCAUGGUGAAUUUUCCAGGAACAAUAUACAAUCGCGCGAACCAGGCUGCAGCAGCAAUUAGGAAGGAGCUCCUGGACGUGAUCAAGGAGAAGAAAGAAGCAAUGGCAGCAGGGAAGCCAAUGCAGGACAUACUGUCUCACAUGAUUGUUGUCACUGAUGCAACUGGAAAAAGAAUGCCUGAGGCUGAGAUUGCUGAUAAGAUCAUGGGCUUGAUUACCGCAGGGUACAGCACGGUUGCCACCACCAUAACUUUCUUGAUGAAAUAUGUUGGAGAAAGACCUGAUAUCUACAGCAAGAUCAGAGCAGAGCAAAUGGAGAUAGCAGCCUCAAAGAAGCCGGGACAGUUCUUGGAAUGGGAAGAUAUGCAGAAAAUGAAGUACUCUUGGACAGUCAUUUGCGAGACAAUGAGACUAAAUCCACCCCUUCAGGGAACAUUCAGGGAAGUUCUAACCGAUUUUACCUAUGCUGGUUACACCAUUCCAAAAGGAUGGAAGGUGUACUGGACAGUAAGCACCACUAACAUGAACCCAGCAUACUUCAAGGAUCCUGAGAAGUUUGAUCCUUCGAGGUAUGAUUCAAGUGGAGAAGGCAGAGGUGUUGCAGCAUAUACCUAUGUUCCGUUUGGUGGUGGACCAAGAUUGUGCCCCGGAAAAGAGUAUGCUAGAUUGGCUAUAUUAGCAUUCGUCCACAAUGUGGUCAAGAACUACAAAUGGGAGGUUUUGUUCCCUAAUGAAAAGAUCACCGGUGACAUGAUGCCUACCCCAGAAAAAGGACUUCCCAUACGUUUGCAGCCUGCAUCAUCAUCUUAAUUACUUCCAACUAAACGGAUUGAGGCCGGAAUAAUUAAGCAUCCAAUUUUUUGUUUUUUUGAUCGUUUUAUCUUUUAAGCAGUGUAUUCCAGAUUAUUUCUUUUGCAUUGGUCGUCGUCCUGUGCCCCCGGGGCUUUGGUCUGGUGGUAGUAGCCUAGUUAGGUACCACUGCUAAGGAUGGAAUCCCCGAUGCAACAACCCACACGGCUUG